CUUCAUGCUCAACAAGUGACCGUUUAAAACCUGCAAGUUGGAACCUGUCUUUUGGAAAUUCCACAUCCUGCCCUUAGAUUCUGUCUAAGUUCUCGAAGAAGACUGUCUGUUAGUUAUUGUUGAUCUGGUGGCUGGUUUGCCAGCAUGAAAGGUACAUCAAAUAUCGCACCGCUUAUUCUUCAUCACCCUAUAAAUAUACAUAUACAGGUAAUAGCUAUCUGAAAACAAACCGGGGGUGAUUAAAAUAUUCAUUUCAAUUCCAGAGCUCCUUCGAAUGAUCAUCCUUUGUGGAUUUGUCAGAGAUUCAAUAUCUACCUGUCUUAAGAACAAUGAUCAGCAUAUCUGUGACACUUUAGAAUAUGGUAAGAACUUUUUUUGCAUCCACAUACAUAAUUUCAAAUUUUAGAAGCAAUAAUUAAGUGCUGCAAAUUUUUUGUAUAAUUUUUAAUUCCAUUUUUAUGUAGUAAAAAAAUCUAUAAAAGAACCAUUGGCAGUCAUCAAAAUAAAAUUGAUAAAGCAAUAACUCGGCGCUGACUCACUGAUACAAGCUUAGUCUAAUCAACGUGCGAUAUAGUUUUAUAAAAGAUAUUGGUACAAUUUAUUGAGAGAGAAUGCUGGUAGGGUUAUUCAAUAAAGUCUGAAAUGUCAGAAGUUCAAUGUAAAAUCAAAAUACGCCAUCAGCUGUCUGUUUAGUUAAUCUGUUUUGGCUUAAAUUUUAUUUAUUUUUAAUUUCUUUAUUUAAAGACCAUAAAAAUUGACAAAGCAAAACGAUUUGGCCUUAAAUUUUAAAUUCACAAUGAUAAUUUACACUUUAAUGAAUGACUGAGGUUCGAGGUUAAAAAGUAUGAUAUGCUGCAGUUGGGUACAAUAAAUUACUUGAUUUAAUAUUAUAGGAUACGUUUUCCGAUAAACUUCUAGAAUGAUUUAAUAUUAUGAAAAAUAUUUUCAUUUUGAUAUAUUUUAUUAUAAAUGUGAUUUUUUUUUUUUUUUAUAUUUUUAAUGUUUAAAAAAUAAUUUUCAAUGUUUCAAAAUAUUAAAUCAUUUGGAAAACUUAUCCAACAAUAUUAAAUCGAGACCAUGAAGGAAAAAAAAAUACUCACACAAAGUUAUUCAUUAAAAUAAGAAUUCAAAGAUAAUUCAAAGUGAAUUUCAAAUUUAUGACCAAAAUAGACAAACUUAAAAAUUCUCCCAGUCUGCUAUAUGAACCUUAAAUUUUAAAUUCUCUUUAAUAGCCCUGAUAAUGUUAUUUACUAAAGUAAGAAUUCAAAGUGAAUUUAAAAUUUAAAGUCAACAUUGCUGAAUUUAAAAAAAUGUUGGUAACUUUAGUCUUAAAUUUAAAAUUCCCUUUAAAUUCCCAUUUCAGUAAAUAGCAAUGUGAUCUGUUAGGCUGCAAAAAAGAGGGUGUUUUAGAGAUUUUGUGACAGGUCCUGAGACUAUGGGAAAGACUGAUGGAUCACGUUGGAACAUUUGGACACUUCUCAUUUGAUUUGUGAAUAAAAUAAACAUUUAGUUAGUGCCUCCUAGCAAUCUGCCACAAUUGUUAUUCCCAUCAAUCAUUUCUUUUUUUGGUUUAAUGUACAUUUUUGACACCUUCUUCGAAUUGGUUCUGCAUUAUGCCUUUCGUUUACUCUGUAAUUUGGGUAUAUUUCAGCUUGGUAUUUUGAAAUUGUAAUAAGUCAUUUUAAUAUGUAAUGUAGAUGGGUUUUUAGUUUAUUUUCGCAUUCAUGAGAGUUCCACACAAGGAAUAAGUGAAAUUGUUUGAAUAAAAUCAUAUUAUGGCAAUCUAACAAAUUCAUCAUUAGGUAGACUGUUGGGGAAAAUUGGAACAAAAUGCUUUGGUGACCUCUUGAGGUUAGGUGGAGAAAAGAGUUGUAAAAAAAUAAAAUAAAUGUAGAAUGUUUAAUGGUAUACUCUAAGUAACCUAACCAUUUCUGUAUUAUUAUUGUCUCAUCCAACCUGGAUAUUGGUAAUUGGCUGAGAGCACUGAGUUAACCCAACUCCAGCAAUCCCAGCCCUGUGGGACACAGGUGCAUAUUUUUUAUAAUGUAGAUUGCUAUAUUUCUAUAUUAAAGGACCACUCUAGGCACCCAGACCACUUCAGCUUAAUGAAGUGGUCUGGGUGCCAGGUCCCUCUAGGAUUAACCCUUUUUUUUUUUUUUAUAAACAUAGCAGUUUCAGAGAAACUGCUAUGUUUAUAAAUGGGUUAAUCCAGCCUCUAAAGCCUCUAGUGGCUGUCUCAUUGACAGCCGCUAGAGGCGUUUGCGUGCUUCUCACUGUGAAAAUCACAGUGAAAAGACGCCAGCGUCCAUAGGAAAGCAUUAUAAAUGCUUUCCUAUGAGACUGGCUGAAUGUGCGCGCAGCUCCUGCCGCGCAUGCGCAUUCAGCCGAAGAGGAGGAUCGGAGGCGGAGAGGAGGAGGAGAGUUCCCCGCCCGGCGCUGGAAAAAAGGUAAGUUUAACCCCUUUCCUCUCCCCAGAGCCCGGCGGGAGUGGGACCCUGAGGGUGGGGGCACCCUCAGGGCACUGUAGUGCCAGGAAAACGAGUAUGUUUUCCUGGCACUAUAGUGGUCCUUUAAGGUCAUUAGGCCUGCAUCAUCAUGGUUUCUUUUAUUUUAUCCUCUUCCUAUUGGUCCAUACUUGUUUUUAUUACUGGCAUCAGCCUUCUGAAGAGAUAUCCCUGUAUAUACCACAUGGGGCAUCUAAUAUGUUCACUAUGUCUCUGAGUGUCAUUUAAAGGGACACUCCAGACACCUAAUGCACUUUAGCUUGUUGGAAAGUGUUUCCACCUUUCUGUCAAUCAGACAACCAGUCCUGUUACUUCCUGGUUGAUUAGCCCAAUGGAACUAAUCGCAAUUGCCCAGAGCACCUGCCUUGCAAAGACUUAUUGAGCUGCAUUGGGAAGUCUGGGAUUGGGCAGUCACAAAGUCUGGGUGGGGGUAAAAGGGGAGGGCUUGCAAAGACAAGAGAACUGCAGUUUUUGCAAGCUGUUUUUAGAUAUAACUCCAAUAAAAAAGGCAUAAUUAAAUGCAUGCAUGUUUUCAUUUGGGAAAUAUAUAUCUACUAAACAGUGAUUGUUAGACUCAAAUGCAUCAGUGAGCUGUGUGCCCAGAUUUUAUGUCACAAAUUACCCCGUGAUGCCCUUUUUUUUUUUUUUUUACAGCAUGUAUUCAGUUUGAAUGGUGCCUCAACAUGUCUGAGCACUUUAUUAGGUUUCCUAAUGUAUCCCAACUUCCAGAUGCUAACACUAAAGUCAACCAGACCGCUUCAUCUCAAUAAAGUGGUCUGGGUGCAGUUAGCCUGUAAUUGUAACCAUGGAUUGUAAAACAUUGCUGUUUUGUAUAAGCUGCAACAUUUCCACUGCAGGGUUAAACACACCUCUAGUAGCUAGCUAUCUUCCUGACCAGCCACUAGAGACACUUCCUCUACAUUGACUGACUAAAACUCGAUCACAAAUUGUUGCAGCUUGUAGGAAAGUACUGAAUUCAAUGCUUUCUAAUGAGAAGCCUCAGAUGUGCACUCAGUUUGCCACACAUGCACAUCAUGCUCCCAAUACUCUUCUAUGAGGAGCAUUGAUUGGACCAUCGUCGGAGGAAGCCAUACCUCCUUAAUGACAUAGCUGGAGGCGGAGAGGUGAGCAGCACUAGAAAAAUGUAAAUAAAACCUUGAUUUUCUUAAUUUUCAUUGCACAUGCGGGGCAGGAGAUACUAGUCUGAUUAGGGAGUGGGGCACUAUAGUGUUAGGAAUAAAUGUUUGUAUUCUUAACACUACAGUGCUCCAUUAAUGCUUUAAGUUAGACAUUGCUAACCAUGGGAUAGACCGCCAGAAUUUUGAGUUCUUAGUUUCUUAAUUGUUUUUAAUUGUUAUUUCAGAUGGUGAAUCAGGCAUCCAAUCCAUUGUUUUUGUGUUAAGCAAUAUCGAAGAACUCAAUUCGACUUCCUUUAGCAAUCCAAAACUCAAGUCUGUAAAAAGUUUGACGCUUGGUGGAAAUAAAAUCCGCAGGAUAGAACUGGGAUCAUUUAAGGGAUUCCCCAGGAUGACCUCCCUCUUAAUUUCCAACAAUGAAUUGCGUACCGUCCAACCUUCCUGGUUUUAUAAUUCGACUCUCUUAGAAACCCUUAACAUAACGUCUAGCAAGAUUCAAGUGGUCGAACCUCAGAUGUUGGCUGGAUUCUCUGCUUUGAAAUUGCUUAAUUUUAAGAAUAAUACAAUCAAAAAGAUCGGAAGUGGGAGUUUUAACGACCUCUCCAAAUUAACCUACCUUGACUUAUCAUCCAAUGAACUCCCAUACCUUGACUGGCGGGUGGUAAGCCACUUGCAAAAUGCCACAUUCCGAUUUGAUGGAAAUCCGUGGAACUGCACCUGCAUACUUAAAGAUUUCUCAUUGUUUUUGCAAGGUAAUGUGGAAAAUUAACGCAUUUAAUUAUUGUAGUAAUUUACUUAUUUAAUUUAUAUUACGGACGAUAUUCCACAUACAUAUGUUUUUUGCUGACAAAAUUUUAUCUAUGGAAGAUCAGAUUACAUUAUAACACUUUGUGAAUAAAGAGAUACAUUUUAAUAUGGCAAAAACUUGAUGGCAAUGAGUGAAUAUUACACAGCUUUUUGCUUCUGUUCUAAUAUCAUGCAUACAGGCUAACAAAACUGUCCACAGUACUAUAUCUCCCAGUGCCACAAACUACAUUUUUAAGAGGUAUACGGAUGAUCUAGAUGUUGAUGCACCAUAAACGUGAAUUAUAUGUUAGAAUGCUAUGGGACGUGAUUCAAAUUAAGAGUUACAAACUUUUUGUCGCACUUUAUGCUUACCUUUUGGCACUUAAUCACAAAACAGUAAACUGAAAAUCUAAUGACAGAAUUUUGGCAAAAAUGUUUUACACUUUAAAAAAAAUACUCCACUUCAACUACAGUCACAGAAUGAACUCUGCAAUUCGAUUUUCAGUUUACUGCAAUCUACUUUGUACUUAUUGCAUAAAUCUUUUUGUGGGUAAUGACUAUUUGAAAUUUAACGUCAGCGUGUCUCCUGCAGAGUUGACCAACACUUCUCGUUUGGAUGAAGCAAAAAAUGUGACUUGUCACAAUCCACCUGCUCUCCAUGGCACCCCAGUCUGGGAUGUUAAUUUUGCGAAUUGCUCCUCAUCCAGUUUAGAUGAGAUCCCUGCUGCUGUUUUCAAUCAGAUUGUUUUGCCAGCCCUGCUUGUACUGCUAGGUAAGUUUAAUUUCAUUGUAAAAUUUUAUUUGCUAUUUAGCACUGGAUUGAACGCACCGCUGAUAGUUUUAUUAUUUCAUUUAUACCUUAAUAAAUUUUGCAUCUGGCUGCUUUAUGCCAUAGACUCACUCAAGUUUAAAGAAAUGUAAUGACAAUUAGAGAGAGGGGCAGGUGCAUGAUGGAAAAUGUUAUAUUUUAGAAAUGUUUUUGUGUGCAGGUUGUUGGUUGUUGGUUAAUUAAUUUGUGGACUGAUAUAUACAUAAUCCACACUGUGGGAAAAAUAAAACAUGAUCAAUGUAUUUUGACCAAUGCAUUCUUCCUCUGGUAAUUUGCAUGGGACAGUGUAUAGAUCGAAUUACUUAACCACUUGAAGGAUCCCCGCAAUAUGUGUAAAGACCACACAUAUCCACCUUAUGGACUUUGUGACUAUUAGAAAUUUGACAUGAAUUCACACUAUUUAUAAAGACCAAUACACACACUUAUACCAAAAUAAAUUGUUAUAAUAUUACAAAUGAAAUUGGUGCAGCGUUUGAGCACUUGUUUCAGAAUUGCUGCAGUUUUGUUUGAUGAAAUAUGGCAAAUAAAAUACUUCACUAAAAGUGUUAUUUUUCAAGUUGCUGUUGGACCUAUUACAAAUUUAUGCCAAGUGAUACACAAUAUGUAUCCUGUGUGAAGUAGAAGCCUACAAAAUGUAUUUUUCUCUUCCACUAUAUUUGACAUAGGAUACAUUUAAUAACCACCAAAAUAUAUGAUGCUACUAUCACUCUUUGAUUCUAAUAUUGAGAAGAAAAAAAUACAAUUUAGUUGCAAUGUCCAGAGGGUCGUAAACUUAAACUUAGAAAAAUUCCUGCAGCUGUCACCGGUUGUUAUUAUUUUAUUAUUUAUAUAGCGCCAGCAAAUUCCGUAACGCUGCUAUGGCUGGGGAAUUUACACUGCCCAAUGUCUAGAAGUGUCAGGUGGAGAAUAUAUACUGAAACAAAGUAGCCCAUACUUUGUAUCAGUAUAUCUAUUGACUGGGUUUGCAUUUCAUUGAUUUGGGAUGACAGUGCUGCUUUAAGAAUUUGCACCCAAUACUGUCCAAAUCGCGAUGUUGAUAAAAGUUGGAUCAUUGGAAGUACUUUGGGCCAGUUUGGGAACACACUUGUAUAAAACAUGUGGUGAUAAUGGGCAGGUUAUAAUUUACAAUAUACAACCGCAUUAUUGUUUAUUUUAUUACAGUGAUAUUUUUGUUCAUUUUGCCGAUUUUCCUUCUUUGGAAGAAGAUACAAGAGAAGAAACAAGUAAAUCCAGACAGGGAACCUGUUGAAAGGAAGGAUAAAAAACUUGCAGGAAAGAGAACCUUUCUUGGCAACAUCAUGUUUUUUAAACCUGAUCUAUCUAAGAUGGAUGAAUUCCAAACCACCCCCAAAACUGUCAGUAUCACACGAAAGGGACGUUCGAAAUCUGCAUCGGCCAUUCUACUGAGAGAUUAUUCUGUUCAAGCAAAUAAAAAUCCAAGUAAGAUAAAAGUCGAGAGAAACCAGGCUUGCAAAAAUGUAACCAUACCUCAUUAUGAAGACACAAGUGCUCUACGCAGUACUUCUGGUGGUAAUAUGGAGCUGUGGUACUACAACAGGCCACAACAUGGCUAUGUCACAAAUUUGGUACCUGGGUGCUUAGUGAGUGUGAACAAGACUCAAACUGGUGUAAAUCAGAACAUAGACAAUGCAGAUAAAUCAUACCAAGAGAACUUAGAUUUUUCUUUCUGCACAACAACAGUGCCAGAUCAUUCAGUUGAUGAUCAAAUGAUACAGUCAGAGACAUUGGCAGAUAAUUUAGAACCACUGGUGUAUUUGAGUGUAAGUUUUUCAGAAGAACCUGCCAUGACCAGCAGUAGAAUCCAAAAAGUUCCCUGUAAUGAGAUUUUAAAGACUAGUACUUUAAGGAGAACCUAUACUUGGCCUAAAGAGAAAACCAAGUCUAGCCAAGAACCGGAUGCUUCUUAUGAGGACUUUUUAAAAAUACUCAGUCAGUCUCGAAAUCCAAGUGGAGGACACUUGGUAGGCCUGGAAAAUAUGAAUCAAGUGACUUCACACAGUGAUUACAAUGAUCAGUUGGCUAUGUUUAAUAUGCUAACAGAGAAAAAUGUUUCAAUGGACAGAAAAGUCUUAAUGGAGCAGAUAUCUCCAGAUAACAAUUCUUCCAAUGCAAGGAAAGUUGAUUCCAAAUAUCAUAAAGGAGCCCACUCUAGUGUUUUACCCGCUAGAAAGGUUUACCAGAGGCCCAGCCAUAACAGUCGCCUGCAAAAAAACCAUACUUCUCCAGACCCUGUAGUUCGAAGAGAAGAUCUUAAUAGUCAAGACUCAUCAGUCAGAUCCAACUGUAGGACCACCCCAUAUGAUGACACGUUAUUAGAAAAUAAUGAAUAUACUUUUAUUGAUCUGUUGCACGAAGUUGUGGAAAAUCAUGGGAGAUGGACAAGAGAGAGAUGGAGACAAUCUCACCAGCACCGAAUUCCAAGUCGUUCACCUCCAACAUCUUAGAGAAAAAGGUCAUUCAUGACCCGUAUUAACUCAGAGCAUACGAUGGAUAUGCUAUAAGAUGCCUUUGCUCCCAGAAGUUAUUGUUUUCUGACUUUCUACAGUUCUUCACGAAGACAUCCCAAAUGUAUCAUAAACUUCUGUGGUUUUGAUAAAACACUUGCAUUUUCAAAAAUUGGCAAAGUUCAAUUCUCCAUCAUGAAUAUUUUAUGUUGUUAAUUUCUCUUAGUUUCAUUGGUUUUAUUAUUUUUUUAAUUUGCUAGCUUACAGUAAUGUGUAAAUUUCUUUAGCAGAUCUACCAGCUUCACGACCAUUCUUGUAAUGCUAACUUGUUGUAUGAAUUAAAUUUGAAUGAUUCCACAGUUCAUGUUAUGUUACAUUGGAAGUGCAUCCAUCACUAGGUCUAUCCUGUGCAGUGUGCGGAAUGUAUGUGUUACAUUCAGUAAAAUGCCCGGAGAAAUCUAGAAACAAAUCGAUUCAAAAGAGACGUUUGUUGUUAAUUCUUUAUGUUUAAUACACAGUCACUAUUUGUUAGCUUCUUUCCUUACACAACCUCUUUUGUAACAUAUCUGCCCAGUUUUUGAUCCCUCUCUGUUGACAAAACUUUUGUUUAGAACUUGUUUAUGAGCAGAUUCUCACAAGUUCCUUUUAAAUAUGAACAUGGCUCCCACUCACACAUGAGCAUCACAGGAACAAGUACAACUUCAUUCACUAGGGGAAAGAUAAAUGUAAGAGUGUUUGUUUAUUUCUGUUGGUAUCUCCCUAUCAGUGUUCGAGAGCAGUGAGCCUCUUUCACUUCCCUAUGUAAGAACAGUUUAAAAGGCACCCAAAGCACUUUGAGCACUGUAGUCCAUUGAAGCAUUUAUAGUGCACAGAAUUUUUUGGCAUCUCUGCUGUGGCUCAAAUAAGGUGAAAAUGUGACGUCUUCACUAUCCAACCAAAGCUUUCCAAACUUGGACAUCAAAGGUGGAGUGGUUAUAGUGCUACUUAAAUUAAAGAGUGAUAUCAUUUCCUCCCAUAGUCUUUAGACUUCCAAGGGCUUCCCUGGUCUUCCAAGAGGAAAGAGUCUGGGAGGGAAAGAGUGGUGACAUUUUUUAAUUUUUUUUUGUGUUUUUGCAUGGUUGCAGUUCUGGAGCUGGAGGCAUCCCAAUAAAUGUGAUUUCUGAGAUUUUGUAAUACAGUAAGGUGGAAUUAGAGACACAUUUCAAAAUGCCAUUUUUGAGGGCAGAGUGUAAUGUCCGUUCUGUAUUUAAAGAACCCUUAUCUUUAAGACAAUAUUUCCAACAGAUUAAUAUUAUUUGAAUUCACUCAAUUCAAGCUAUGGUAAAUUUUGCUGUAACUACCAUUUGAUGAGCUGAAAGUGUUUUUUUUUUUAAGAGGUCAUCUUUUAAUGGCAUCACAGUACAUAAAUCCUUGUGAAUGUUUUACAGCAGCAAAGAAAGUGUCUUGUGGAAGACUUGUUUUGUGGUACAAAAUUAUUGUAAUAUCAGAGCAUUCUCUAGUGCUAUCCUGGGAUAAUAUUGGAUUAUUUGGGCAAGACUGUGUGGCGUCGGUAAUGCAAGCGUCGUUACAGAGGCUGCACCUUGUACAUCAGUGUGUGCAUACAUUGCCUUCACAUGAACCCCGACACAUAGUACUGAUUCACACAGUGCCGAGUCCCCAUCUCCUGCUGGUCCUUGUGGGACAGGGUACGUCUCUAUUCUCAAUAAAGGGAUUCUAUACGUUUUCCUUGCUGGUGACCUCUCUCUCUCCGACCUUUUAUUACUUAGCAAGUUUUUAUUAAUUAGUACAGUAAUUUCUUUCUUUAAUUUCUAGUUUCCCAAUUUAUAUGCGUGUAUUAAAAUAUCUCAAUAAAACGUAGUAUUAUUUUUACACAAUUCACUGGCUGUUGUGCCUAUGUCCGCGUUCCUCUUGAUUCAACGCUUAUUAUUUGCAAUGACUGUGUUCAAAAUUCAACAAAAUAGAUGCAUGAUCCACAAUAAUAAUAGCAUACAGUCACAGAGAGAAUAUUGGAUUAAAGGGUACUGGAGCCAAGAUUUUAUACAUAUUCCACAUUGUCUCUUCUUUAAAUGAGCAUUAAAUGUACAAAUUAUUUUCAAGCUGUGUAGAACCUCAAGGACUGUGAGCAACCUAAAGCAGAACCCUUAUAACCGCUCAUUCCUCUAUAUUAAAUACACACUCCAGAUACUUAAAGCACCUGAGCAAGUCAAAGUGCUUUAUGUGUGAAGUGUGUCCUUUUACAAAAAGUUCAGAUUUCACUAGAAAUUGUCACUUUUAUAAAUUAACCUUGUCCCACCCCCCCUGGUUGUGAAUCAGACAACUCUUGUUAUUUCCUGGUUUGGUUAGUUCAGUGGAGCUAAACUCAAGUGGCAGCAAUUGCCCAGAGCACCUGCCUUGUAAAGGCUUCUUAUUGAGCUGUUUGAUUGGACAGCCACAGAAAGCCUGGGCGGGGUUAGAAGGGGAGGGCUUGCAAAGACUGCAGACAAUAGAUCUGCAGGUUUUGAAAGAAGUGUUUUGUUUGUUUUGUUUUUUUUAUAUACCCCCAAUUAAACAGUGAUAUUUAUUUAUUUUAGUAGAUAUACCAAAGAAAACGCACGUAUUUUUGUCUGCUUGUUUUCUUUGGGGGUAUAUGAAAAAGAAAAAGCAUCUUGCCAAAGCUGCAGACCUGCAGCCUUUACAAGCCCUCCCCUCUUUCCACAGUGCCCGAAUAUACACUUUAUUCUCAAUGGGAAGCCUCUGUGCAUGAGUGGUCACACACAUAUACGAUCACAACUUUCCAGCCUGCCUUCCCUCUUCUCAAUUAGCUAUAUUAUUGAGCUCAUUGAGAAGUGGGAAGGCAGGCGCAUGCUAACUUAGCUCGUCUGGCGCAUGCGUUAGCUCUUUGGACCUAAUGGAAUCUAAAGAUAACCCACUCCAGCUGUCUGUCCCAGUUAUAAAAGUAAAAUUUCUAUUGAAAUCGCACUUUUAUAAACUGUCUUAAAUAUAACAGACUCCAGACACACAAAGCAAAGCACUUUAGCAGAUAACUAUUUUGUCUUGCUUACCCUUUGUACAGCGCUGCUGAUUAUGUUGGAGCUUUAUGAUAAUACAAAUGGUUAAAUGUCAGUGGAAAUGUUCUUUUAAUCUAAAUCAUUUGAAACUUGCUCAAAUAGUUCUCAUGGUGAGAUAAUGUUAUAAUUUUUAGAACAUCUAUAUUGGUCAAGUACUGGUAAAAUAAUUUUUCAUUAAAAUUAAAUCCCCUACACCCUUAGUGUUUACAUUUUAGUUUAGUACUUUCAACCGCUGUCCUUUGUUUCGUUUAGGCGGUCUUUUCUUCUUUAUGACUUUGUGGACGAUCGUGUGUUUUCUGGCAAAAUGCUGGAAGAAUAAAGUGGCAAAUGUAACGGAUGAAAGACCAGAGACAGACUGGGAUCAUGGCAAGAAUUCUGCAGAGAAGGUACACACCAACUUGCCAACUGUGUCCAUGAUGUCCCGACAUAACCUAACCAACGUCAUGGACAAGCAGCAUUCAUCGGUUCUAGAGAAACAAACUGAUCGCGCUCAAUGUGCACUUGGUAAAUCUAAGGACUAUUAUGAGAAUCCUGGCAGAGGGCUCCUGAUAAACAUCAUGGAAUCAGUCCCUAAAGACCCAGUCGAGAAUCUGAACACGCUCAAAAACUGUGAACUCUUCUUCGAGUCAGAGUUUAAAUUCAGCAAUAGACAUGGUGGAGCAUUGUUUUCUAAAUGUUCCAGUUCUCCAGGUCUUAUCCCUGUUAAUGAAAAGUUCACGGAUUUCAAAAACAGUGCAAUGUAUAAUUUAAAGGAUCCCACGGACACGAGUGUAUCAAGAGUACUGAACAAUACCAAUGAUAUCUGUUUAAAGGAGCCUAACUUGAGUUCUGCUGAAGAAGAAUCUCACUCGCCAAUUGGCCUGGAACUGCAGACCAGUGACAAUGUCAACAGGCUAAAUCUCCAGGAGGGGAAGGCUAAUAACAUUGGUGACAUUGUUGAUAGUGAAACGGGUAAGUUGACACUAAUUGGGAAAUAGAGCAUAAUUCUUCACAAGCAGAGUUACGGUCUUACCUCCCAAAUGCUCAGAAUUUUCCCCUUGCUAUUUUGUAUUAAUUGUUCAGAAUAUUAGGUGUGAGGUCUUUAAAGGACCACUCUAGGCACCCAGACCACUUCAGCUUAAUGAAGUGGUCUGGGUGCCAGGUCCAGCUAGGGUUAACCCAUUUUUUUAUAAACAUAGCAGUUUCAGAGAAACUGCUAUGUUUAUGAAUGGGUUAAGCCUUCCCCCUAAUCCUCUAGUGGCUGUCUCAUUGACAGCCGCUAGAGGCGCUUGCGUGCUUCUCACUGUGAUUUCACAGUGAGAGCACGCAAGCGUCCAUAGGAAAGCAUUGUAAAUGCUUUCCUAUGCGACCGGCUGAAUGCGCGCACAGCUCUUGCCGCGCGUGCGCAUUCAGCCGAAUGGGCGGAGAGGAGGUGGAGGAUCGGAAGAGGAGAGCUCCCCGCCCAGCGCUGGAAAAAGGUAAGUUUUAACCCCUUUUCCCCUUUCCAGAGCUGGGCGGGUGGGGGACCCUGAGGGUGGGGGCACCCUCAUGGCACUAUAGUGCCAGGAAAACGAGUAUGUUUUCCUGGCACUAUAGUGGUUCUUUAAGGAAAUGUUUCUCUUACAGUGGAGAUGUAAGAAGUAAUGCAAUUAUAUUAUUCCCUCUAACAUGAGCAUAUAAAAUCCAUUUAACCAGUCUAGGCAUAUGUUUUGUUCUACUGCAAAUGCCUCUUAGUUUUAUUUGAGAUUAUAUCUCUUAAAUAUAGGUAGGCAGUAUUUUCAGGACUUUCUAAAGACCCACAAAAUAAAUCUUAAAAGCUAGCAGCCUAGUUAAUUUGCCCUUUGAUGAAAAUAACUGAUGUUCACUGAGACAGUCUAAUGAACAACUAUGCAAUUGUUUGAGGAGUGAGGGGAUUUAGACCACGUGAAAAGUAAUUUUAUUUCUAAAGACAAUCUUUGGUCGAUGAAGAAAUAAAACAGAUGAUCCACGAGUGUUUUACAUGAUUGCUCAUUUAACAUUUAAAAAAUUUUGUAGACUGAAAAAAAUGGGACCAUAUGUUAAAUAUAAUACUUAAUUUUCAACUGUGCAUUGUAUUUCCUCUUUUAGAUUUUGAAAAAUAUGUAGAGACACAUGUGGAAUCAUCACGUUUGGCACCGACUGCAUUUAACAUCAUGGAGAAUUCUGGGGAAGAUACUAAAUCCCAGAACUCCGGCACAUUGAACAGAAGAUGUAAAACAUGGAACAAUUUCAGCAGCAUAUCUAAAAAUUAUAACAAAAUGGAAAAUGAGUUUGCUCAAGAAAGUGGGAAUUCUGAGAACGCACUUCAUGGAAAAUUAGUGUUCUUAAAAAACAAAGAAUUAAAAUAUUUUGAGGACCACAAAUCCCCAGAGUGUUUUCGGAGCUUUGGACAAAAUCAAACAAGCAAAUAUUCUGACUCUCAAGAUGAGUUUGUUCAUUUCCAUUGGCCUAAGCUAGAAAAAGCAUCAAUAAACCACGAUACUGUCAGCCAGCCAGACCCAACUUUAGAAGAUGAUACUCGCAAUGUAGAUGUCAAUGUGUCUUUCUCUCCUUUGUGCCAGUUGGGUUAUGAGUCCAUUAGUGGAAAACAUGCAGAUAAAGAAUAUAUAACCAGCCUAAACCAGACGCAGACCUUUGGUUCAGAGAGUGGCUCUACAAAUGAUGAUCAUUUGCCAAAGAUUUGCACUAAAAAUAUUAAACCUUGUACAUCAUUCCAGAAGAACAUUGCUACAACCGAGAAAAGAAAAGAGACAUUUCCUAUAAUACCCAACAUAACAGAAAAGGAGCGAUUUUGGAAACACCAUGCAAAUUGUUGUGAUGAGUCCAAAACAUGUCCAACAGCCCAAAAUAUUUUGAAACAACUGAAAACUAUGUCAAAUGAGCAUCUAAGCAUGGGAUCGGUCCAAAAGCCUCCAUCAGAUGAAGACCUCCUUGAAGGUAAUGACAGAAUCAAGGUCAACCUCUUGGUUAGAAUCUCACAGAGAAAGAAUUUCAAGAAUUCACAAAUUCUACCGUGGAGAUAACAGAUUUAGUUGUAAAGUAACAUUUCAGCAUUUUAUGAAAAAGGCAUAAAAAAGCGAAAGCAUAGGAAAGCCAUUUACUAUUAAAGGUUACGUUCACAAGUACUCUGUUUUAUUAUACAGUAUACAUAAUCCAGGAAGUUUUGUUUAUAGAUUAAAAUAAUAUCUGUGUACAUCCAUAUAAAAUGUCAGCAUUGUAAUUUACCCGAGUGGAAAAUCCUUCCCAACUUUAGCCGCAUUUUAUUUACUCUGAAAGACUUAGGAAGAAGACAUAGGCCAGCCCCGAGCUGAAAUAAUUCUACCUUUAAAUUAAAUGUAUUUAUUACAUUGAAUAAAAUUAUGAGGCAGAAAACAUUAGCCUUAGUAAAUAUACAUAAGAGUAAUGAAAAAAUAGUAGGUAACAGGGCAUUUAAAAAAAUAAAUAAAAAUGUAUUACGUGAGUAUGAAACCGGUAGCAAUGUUUCACAUACCAAUUUGACAAUCUCUGAUUCGAAUGAAUAUUUAAAAGGAAAUGCAUCAUGGUUUUAUAUAUAAAUACAUGUUUUUCGUCACCAAAUUGUUUUGGUGUUUGUUUAUAGUUAUGACCAAAAAGAAUGUCACAUCUUUUUUUUUUUUCUAUUUCUUAUUUAAUCCUGAAGAACAAGUCUCCCUUCCUACUUUGUCCUCCGAAAACGCUGGAUAUCCGCUGGUCCAGCCUGCCAUGUAUCGCCAGAAAAACUAUGCAAGUUUGCCAGAUCUGAACAUUUUUCCAGAGAAAAAAUCUCAAGGAUGCAUGGAUUUUAAUACAGCAGGACCAGUCACGGUAACUAAUAAUCAAAAACUUGAUGAUUACAUCAAAAAUGGUAAAAGCAAUUUUGAAACGCAUGACUUGAAAUCAGGCAGUCAAAUUUUGAAUACAUUUGAAGAACAUCCGAAAAGCAGAGAAGGUGCAGCUUCUAGCUCUAUCUCUCUAAGAAAAACUGAGCCACAGAUCAUAAUAAAUAAUUGUCAUGGUUCAGGAACAAGCUCAUGGACUUCCAUAAUUUCAACAAAAAGUGCAUCAAUCUCUGAGGUAAAGGCAGACGAUGAGAAUGAAAAAGUUGUAGAUCAAACCCCAUUAUGUAACAACUACCAAAAACUUAGUAAAGUUGCCUUUUGUGAUAAUCACCUGGACACACAAACACAUCUCCUACAUUCAGUCCCUGAGUCAACCAAUGUACACUGUAACAACGAGGCAGCAGACAUGAAAAGUAAUCAAACAGUAUAUACGCCCUGUGCAACAAACAAUACAGUAUCUGAUACAGUGGUGACUGAGGCAUGUGACAUUAAACCGAGCUCCGAAAAUGCGUCCGUUAAUUCUAGUGAAUUAUUGUGUGUUGAGAAUGGUGACAAUACAAGAAAGCUAAGCUUGACGCUUCAUAAUGUCCCUGGACUUUCUAGUGAUGUGGUGGAACCUGUUCAACAUAACAAUAUUUUGGAACAACAUGACCAAGAAAUUCCAGAAGAAUUUAUUUUUGGCCAACAGGAAAUCGAAAAUCGCUUUGACAACCAUCCAGAGCUUGAUCCAGACGGUUUAAGCUGUCUUCUCCACAUAGAACCUGUUGAUUACAAAACAGCUAUAAAUUUAAACAGCAACCCUAGAAGUUACAAUAAUGGUGACCCAACCAAUGCUGUAGCCACUUUCAAUCUUAAUAGACCGAUCGCUAAUAUCCACACCGAUGGUGUAAAUGAAAGAAACGUUAUGUGCGACAAUGUACAAAGUUGUAAUGCAGAUAUCAAUAUUGUUAAGAACAACGCAGAUCAUUUCACUGGAAGGGAAGCCACAUCGAAACACUAUGGCGGUUAUCAUUUGGAUUCAGCUGUCACUAAUGUCUCUGCAGCAGGCCAACAAAUAGGAAACAUUCCAACUGGUCAAAGAAGCCAAAGCAGAAAAUUAAAUGGCAAUAGACUUCAGAAAGACCAAGAAUACAAGAUGAAAUUAGGAAAUAAAGUUUCUCCACUUAGCCCGUUAGAUGAAGAAAAUAAUGUCGAUCUCACAGACUACCGAUCAGCCAAACUUUCCAAGAAAGCUUACCACUCUAUAUUUUCAAUUUCAAUGAAUAUGUCCCAGCUGGAAGACCACAAAGAAGAAGAACAAAAUAUCGCCCAUCUAGAAGAUAAAAAUUCCAUCCAAGAUUCAAAAAGGUUAAAAAUAUCGAUGAACUUGGCAGGACAUGAUUCACAAGAUGAACUAACCUAUAACGACACUAAAGUUAUAAAUAGUGAUGAGAUGAAUCCUCUAGAAUAUAUAAAUUACCUCUAUACAAGGAAAUUAAAGCCCUUUCAUGAUUUAUUUGGAGGAGCAGGUAAGAUUGACCACAAGACAAAUGAGCUUAGUGUCCUUUCAAACCUCCAUUUCUGUAAAGUUGCUGGGAAAGUCCAAUUUGGGCCAGAAACCACAGAACCAGUUGCCAGCGUUCAGGAAGAUGAUGCAGGGCCCAUUAUAGUCUCACUUCAUUCUGACUGUGGCUAUUUACCCCCUACUAAGCAGGAACUGAGCGCAGAUAGCGAGUUGGCAGUUUUGAACAUUAUGAAAACUUUAAAGAAGAGUCUAGAUCUUCCAGCGAUGUGUAAUGAGGCCAGUGUGACAAAAUAAACAUUAGCAUCCUUGUAUAAAUGUAUGUUUGCUUUGAGAGCCAUGAGACUGGUAUUGAUAAAACAUUCCUGCUAUAGAUCUUUUUAAACAAAUCAAUGUCAUUUAGUCAGAUUUUAUUUAUUUAACCAAGAAUUUGACCAGGAAUUUAGAAAAAUUUUAGUUUGGCCUAAACAUAUCAGUUUCUUCGACGAUUCCGCAGAAUUCCUUGUUUUGCCAAAGGUUUGCGCUUUUAGUUUUGAGAGACUAAUUGUUCAUGGCUACGUGGCUCUGGUCAGGAACUCAGCUAAAACUACGAUUGACAAAUGUCACUGCUUGACCAAACACUUGGGGUUGUUGAGAUUUCCAGGUGUAUUGAGUAAGGAACAUGCAGGAGUCCGUUAAUAAACUGGACAUUUUUGAAAAAUAAAACUGGAAUAAAACCUUUUAAGCUUAAAAAGAAGAUUCUGAAAACAUUCUUAAGUUCAAUUAUUGUUCCACCUUGACUAUUUAGACCUGUGAUUAUUUAUUUAUUUUGAUUAUUUUAAUUAUACCCUUUGCGAUUCUGAGUUUAGUGAAUUAUCUUGAGGUCUGAGGGCACUUAUUAUGGUGUGCAGUGCUUAUCUUGCACAUAAUAAAUUAUAUUUACAGCUUAUCGAUCUAGACAUUUCUAUUGGAUAAAAAAUAAAUUUUCCUGCCAAUCUAAAGCACAUACACACCUACGUCAGUGAGAAAAUAUUAUCAUAGACCAACGUGCAAAUGCUAUGUUUUUAGUUUUCCUUUGCUUAACUGAAUAACGGAUGUAUAGUGUGGUGUAUGCAUUUAUUAAUAAUGUUUAUUAUAUUCACAAAACACAAAUCUCAUAUGUAUUUUAUAGCCAACAUUUUGUC
Pelobates cultripes (western spadefoot toad) is the source of this 17264-nucleotide messenger RNA. The record is from the annotation of a GenBank genome assembly. Lineage: Eukaryota; Metazoa; Chordata; Amphibia; Anura; Pelobatidae.